This is a messenger RNA of Suncus etruscus (white-toothed pygmy shrew), 4032 nucleotides long. RefSeq names its product peroxisomal biogenesis factor 1 (gene PEX1). The coding region runs from base 54 to 3869 and encodes 1271 amino acids. The record is from RefSeq and is a predicted model, not a curated record. Gene Ontology annotation, molecular function: ATP hydrolysis activity; ATP binding. Gene Ontology annotation, cellular component: peroxisome; cytosol; peroxisomal membrane. Gene Ontology annotation, biological process: protein import into peroxisome matrix. The transcript has 24 exons. NCBI's taxonomy places the organism in Eukaryota, Metazoa, Chordata, Mammalia, Eulipotyphla, Soricidae.
GCCCUCGUCCCGGCCCGGGUGCCUGGCGGGGGCUACUCCUUCCUCCGGGGGAGAUGUGGGGCAGCGACCGCCCGGCUGGUGCUGGGGAAGGCGGGGCGGCCGUGACCGUGACCUUUACUAAUGCUCGGGACUGCUUCCUGCACUUGCCCCGUCGCCUCGUGAGCCAGCUGCGUCUGCUGCAGCAUCAAGCUAUAGAAGUCACAUGGUGUCAGCAGCCUGUGUUCUUGAGCUGGGUUGAAGGCAGGCAUUUUAGUGAACUAGGCGAAAAUGUGGCUGAAAUUAAUAGACAAGUUGGACAGAAACUUGGACUCUCAAAUGGGGAACAGGUGUUUCUCAGACCAUGUUCCCAUGUGGUAUCCUGUCAGCAAGUUGAGGUGGAACCCAUCUCAGCGGAUGAUUGGGAGAUCCUGGAGCUGCAUGCUGCAUCCCUUGAACAGCAUCUUCUAGACCAAAUUCGAAUAGUUUUCCCCAAAGCAAUUUUUCCUGUUUGGGUUGAUCAGCAUACUUAUAUAUUUAUCCAGAUUGUUGCACUAAUACCAACUGCUGGGUAUGGAAGACUGGAAACUGACACUGAACUCCUCAUUCAGCCAAAGACCCGCCAAGCCAAAGAGAAUACAUUUCCAAAAGUAGAUAAUAUAGAUGGAAGAGACCAUAAAGGAGUGACAAAAGAAUUUCAAUUCAAGAAACUUCAGUCAGUAUCAGGAGUGACUGGGUCUAAUUCAGAGGUCACAGCUACUUCAUCAAGUCCAAGCUUGUGGACUAUACUAGGAAGCAUUUUUCCUUUUGGAUCUGAAAAGAAUUAUGAAACUUCCUGGGGUUUAAUGGAAAUCAAUGCUUUCAAAAAUAUGCAGUGUUCAAAAAAUGUUCCACUAGAUAAUAUUUUCAGAGUGUGCAAAUCUCAGCCCCCUAGUAUCUGUAAUGCUUCAACAACAUCUCCAUUUAGCAAAAAUUCUGCCAUUCAUGUUUUUCCAUGGGACCAGGAAUACUUUGAUAUGGAGCCCAGCUUUACUGUGACUUAUGGAAAACUAGUUAAGCUACUUUCUCCAAAGCAACAGCAGAGCAGAAUAAAGCCAAAUGUGCUGCUUCCUGAAAAAGAGAAGCAACUAUCAGAAGGGCAAGAUCAAAAGCAAAUAAGCCCAGACCCUGGUCCAGAAGCUGAUGUGUCCUGUGUAGUACAGGUCAUCUGGAAUGGACUCGAAGAACUGAGGAAUGCCCUAAAAUACACCAACCACGUAGAGGUUCUCCAUCUUGGAAAAGUCUGGAUUCCAGAUGACCUGAGAAAGAAAUUAAAUAUUGAAAUGCAUUCAGUAGUAAAAAUAUCUCAAGUGGAAAUCAUUCCCCAAAUUCCAAGAGCUCUAAAACUGCAACCUAGAGAAAACUUACCUCAAGGUAUAAGUGAAGAGAACAUAAGAUCUGUGUUCUUUUCAUGGGUACAGCAGUCUGUGACUACCACGCUUCCUUUAGUAAUGUCAGAGGAAGAAUACAUUAAACUGAGAAUUAAAGAUGGGUUGAAGGAGUUUUGUCUGGAUAUAGUUCAUUCUUGUGGAAAAGAAAAAGAAAAAACAGUUUUCCUGUUAAGUACCAGACUUCUGCAAAAGAUCCCGUUACAAGUCCUUCUAGAUCCUAUGGUAAAAGAAGAAAAUGAUGAGGAAAUUGACUUUAUUCUUCCUUUUUUAAAGCUGAACUGCUUGGGAGGUGUGUGUGCUAUAGGCCUCUCCUCCAUGGAGCACAUCACUCAUAGCCUUCUGGGGCGCCCUCUCUCACGGCAGCUCAUGGCCCUCAUGGCAGGACUCAGGAAUGGAGGCCUUUUACUCACAGGAGGAAAGGGAUGUGGAAAAUCAACAUUAGCCAAAGCAAUCUGUAGAGAAGCAUUUGAUACAUUGGAUGCCCAUGUGGAGAUAAUUGACUGUAAAGCUCUACGAGGGAAAAGACUGGAAACCAUACAAAAAUCUCUAGAGGCAGCUUUCUCAGAGGCUGCAUGGAGACAGCCUUCUGUUGUUCUGCUGGAUGAUCUGGACCUUAUUGUGGGCCUCCCUGCACUUCCUGAACAUGAACAUGGGCCUGACACUGUGCAGAGCCAACGACUUGCAUAUGCUUUAAACAAUAUACUAAAAGAAUUUAUUUCAAUGGGAAGUUUGGUUGCACUUAUUGCUACAAGCCAGUCUCAGAAUUCUCUGCAUCCAUUACUUGUGUCCGCUCAAGGAAUGCAUAUAUUUCAAUGCACUCACCAUCUCCAGCCUCCUAAUCAGGAGCAAAGAUGUGAAAUUUUGCAUCACAUAAUAAAAUCUAAACUGGGUUGUGAAAUAAACAAGUUCACUGAUCUUAACCUGCCCCAGAUAGCUAAGGAAACAGAAGGGUUUGUGACCAGAGAUUUUACUGUGCUUGUGGAUCGAGCUGUACAUUCUUGUCUCUCUCAUCAGAGUAUAUCCACGAAAGAGGAAUUAACUUUAACCACCUCAGAUUUCCAAAAAGCUCUCCAAGGAUUUAUUCCUGCAUCUCUACGAAAUGUUAACCUGCAUAAACCUAGGGACCUGGGUUGGGAUCAGAUUGGUGGAUUGCAUGAAGUGCGGCAGAUACUCAUGGAUACUAUCCAGUUACCAGCCAAGUAUCCAGAAUUAUUCACAAACUUGCCUAUACGACAGAGAACAGGAGUGUUGUUGUAUGGACCUCCUGGAACAGGAAAAACCUUACUAGCUGGGGUAAUUGCACGAGAGAGUGGAAUGAACUUUAUUAGUGUCAAGGGGCCAGAGUUACUCAGCAAAUACAUUGGAGCAAGUGAACAAUCUGUUCGGGACAUUUUUAUUAGGGCACAAGCUGCAAAGCCCUGCAUUCUUUUCUUUGAUGAAUUUGAAUCCAUCGCUCCUCGGCGAGGCCAUGAUAACACAGGAGUCACUGAUCGUGUUGUCAAUCAACUGCUGACUCAGCUGGAUGGAGUAGAAAGCUUACAGGGUGUUUAUGUCUUGGCUGCUACUAGUCGCCCUGAUUUAAUUGACCCUGCCCUGCUCAGGCCUGGCCGGCUGGAUAAGUGUGUUUACUGUCCUCCUCCUGACCAGGUGUCCCGUCUGGAAAUUCUAAAAGUUCUGAGUGUCUCUCUACCUCUGGCAGAUGAUGUGGACCUUCAGCAUGUGGCAUCAGUCACUGACUCCUUUACAGGGGCGGAUCUGAAAGCUUUGCUGUACAAUGCCCAGUUAGAGGCCUUGCAUGGCAGGCUACUGUCCUGUGGACUCACAGAUGGUGGUUCCAGCUCUGACAGUGACCUGAGUUUGUCCUCAAUGGUUUUUCUGACACACAGCAGUGGCUCUGAUGAUUCAGCUGGAGAUGGAGAAUGUGGCUUAGAGCAAUCACUUGUUUCUCUAGAAAUGUCUGAUUUGUUGCCAGAUGAAUCCAAAUUCAACAUGUACCGGCUUUACUUUGGAAGCUCAUAUGAAUCAGAACUUGGAAAUGGAACCUCCUCUGAUUUGAGCUCACAGUGCUUUUCUGCACAAAGCUCCAUAACUCAGGAGUUGUCUGGACUUUCUGGCAAAGAUCAGCUGUUUUCACAGCCUCCAUUAUUUAGAACAGCCUCACAAGAUGGUUACCAGGAACUUACACCAGAACAAAGAGAUCAACUUAGAGCUGAUAUCAGUAUUAUCAAAGGCAGAUACCGGAGCCAAAGUGGAGAGGAUGACUCCAUGAGGCAACCAGGACCAAAAGCCAGUCUGAGUAUUAGUCAGUGUCAUUUAAUGACUGCACUCAGUCACACAAGACCAUCCAUCAGUGAAGAUGACUUUAAGAAUUUUACUGAGUUGUAUGAAAACUUUCAAAAUCCAAAGAAGAAAAAUCAAAGUGGCACAAUGUUUCGAGCUGGACAGAAAGUAACUUUAGCAUAAACAUACUUUUGUUUUUGUUUUGUGGCUUGUUUUAUAUUGUAAUAAUGAAAAUAAUAUCUAUAAUUUUUUUAAUUUAACAAAUGAAGUUAAUGAAUGGAAUUGAUCUUGUUCUUUAGAAUUGGAUAUUUAUAAAAGAAUCCAUACUGUUUUUCAUAUAAUUAUU